Messenger RNA from Mya arenaria, 8415 nucleotides. RefSeq lists its product as uncharacterized. Bases 167 to 2287 code for a protein of 706 amino acids. Gene Ontology annotation, cellular component: nucleus. The transcript is spliced from 9 exons. Lineage: Eukaryota; Metazoa; Mollusca; Bivalvia; Myida; Myidae. The record is from RefSeq and is a predicted model, not a curated record. Gene Ontology annotation, molecular function: DNA binding.
UAUUGUUUAUUUUCCAGGAAGUUAUUUCGUACAAAAAAACGUCAUAUAUUGUGUUAUUCAGUUCAAUUAGUUUAUGGUAUUAGACAUUGUACCUAAUUUGAUAUAAUCCUUAAAAUACAGAAAACAGUUUCUGUAAACAAGGAGGUAAAGUUAGUCUAAAGACAUCAUGUCCGCUGGUAUCAGUUUACACAAGGACACACCCGGGUUCAAGGUCAUCCUCAGGGCUGUUCUCAAAGACCAGAUUCAACUCUUGGUACAGCAGUUGUCGACUCAUGGCGGAGAGGAAUCACUUCUCCUUACCUCAUGUAUUGAAGAUGGCUCGUUCAGUCACCUCUCAUCAAAGCGUGGCUCAAACUUUCUGGAGCGCAACGAGGAUGUACGACUGAAAUUUCUCAACCACGUUGCCAGAGAUGGUUCAACUAAAAAACUUCCAAUCGUAACGUCACCAAGCAGUAAAAGAGACUCCAGCAACUGGCGAAUGAGACUGGGGUUUUCUGGCUUCAACUCUGGCAGCAGGAAAUCCCCAUACGAAAGAAGAACACACCGAAAAUCAUACAGGUCCCAAAAGUCUCUAAACUCGAAGGAUUGUGCUCCAUUUACGAUACGAUCUCAGAGUGCGAAGAAUGCUGAGUUUACUUUUGAGACACAGAGCGGUUCCAUUAUUGAGCCAAAUGUGAACAAGUUGAUCGAUGGUCCAAUAGAGAGGGAAGACGUUGAUGGUGCAAACAUUGCUGAAGACCAGGAGUAUGAUCCCAUGAUUUCUGGUACCAAUGAAGUUGAAGGAGAUGAUAAUGUCAAUGCGGUAGAAGCAGGGAACAGCGUGAUUGUAAAGGUUGAACGACUGGAUGGUUGUGUGGACGAUAAUUUACUGGAUACAAAUGACUACACUAUAGCACCAGAGGUGGGCACUCCAGCCAGUGUGACCAGUUCGAGGGUUCAACAAGCCCGUCCUACGAGCACCAAGUCUGACACAGACUACACUUUAGCACCAGAGUCGGGCACCCCAGCCAGUGUUAACAGUCCCAGAAGUCAACAUGCUAGAUCUGCUAGCCCUAAGUCAGACACAGGAUUGAACAGCGUGGUGAACAAACGCAAGAAGGCUGUACCCACACGGAGGCCCCCUGGAGGGACGGCUUUCUACCCCAAGGAGUCACCCUUCAGUGUCGACACUCAAAGCAGUGAAGGUGGAUUACAGAUUGGAGUCAUCAAGGAAAUAUUUGAGUCAUCAUCUCAUAGUAUCAUUGACGAAGGUUUGGGCAUCAAAAGUGUGUAUGCCACACAGCAGAAAGGUGGGUAUCUUGGCCCAUCCACAAGCGAGAUUAAGCUAGAAUGUAGCACACCAAGAAACCGAAAGAGUUUGUUUGAUGCAUCAGGUGGCUUUUCUGCAUACAACUCUACUGCUGGGUUUAAUACCCCUUAUGGAACGCCUGCUUUAGGAAGAAAUGUUAGUCCCACGCCUCUCAAAACUCCAAAGAGUGACCAGCUUGGAAUUUUAAAUGAUCAAAGUGGUUCGAACCCUCGCUCAAGACAAGGGACUCCAAAUAGUGGUAUUUAUGGAGCUCAGAAUGAUCAGACCGAAACCCCCUUAGGUACCCAGCCACUUAGUAGCAGCAAUGCAGGGUCUUCUAAGGGUAAAAGCCAAACUCCACAAAUUGAUGGGUUGCUUGUGUCGCGAGGGGAAGGAAGGUAUGAAAAACUGAUCAAAUGUGAGUUAUGCAGUAAGGUGUGUCGCACAAGUAACAUGGCGAGACACAGGAAACAAUAUUGUGCAUAUUCUCCAGGUUUCUCCAAUAAGAAACCUUCAGGGUUUUCUGUUAAGCGACGUAGGAGGGAUGGGAUUGUCAAGAGUGAUAAUGAUGUUGAUGAUGAUUUUGGAAGUUUCGGAGAUGAGAAUGAUGAUAAUAGAGGUGGGAAGGGAAAGAGUAAAAGUUUGUCACCAUAUGAAGGUUUUAAUGAUGGAAGGGGAGCAGACAAUGUUAACAUGGAGUUUGAAGAGCCUAACGGAUCUGCGUAUGAGAAUAAUCAGGAGCUUCCAGUGCAUGGUAAAGAUGAUCUUUCUGACAUUCGCAAGGGAUUAUGGGGAAGUGGUUCUGGUGGUAAUGCUGAUGACAAUACUCAGAAUGGUGCUAUGUACAGCUCUGAUAAUCAGGGUGGCUCCAGUGCCUCUUAUGUUGAGACAAGCUUUAAAAACCAGAAUAACAAUAAUGGUGGAUUUACUGCUGAUCAGGGUGAUCCAGAUGCCUACUCAGGUCUUUUCAAGCCUCUCGUCAAACCAGAGUAUGAUUGAGGAAUGUGAUUGGUUGAAAUGGUAUAUUUUUGAAAUUGUUUUUUUAUUACAUGUACUGGUAAUACAGGUUAGCAUGGUGUGUACAUACAAUUACAUGCUUGCAAUUUUGUUUGGAGAUUGUAUAGACUUAUACAAAUAUACCGGUAGCUUUGUAAAUUAGAUUGAAUCUCUUGCAUAGAUUAUAAUUUUCAUCACUAUUUGCAAUAAAUGAUGAUGUAAUAUUUUGCUUUACAUUUAUUCUUUAUCAUCAUUGUGAAUAUUAAAAUCUAUUAGUGUUCAAAAUUAUAUGUCUUCCACUAGGAUGGCAGUAUUUUUCAAAAUUCCCACUAAUUACAUUUAUAUUUGGUUAAGAAGUCAGUCAUAUUUUCUUUACUUGAUUUUUUUAUCAUUUUGAUAAUAGAACAAAAUGCCUUAAAACUAUAAUUAUGUUCAAUGUUUUUGUGAGUUUUUCCUGAACAAGUCUUAAAGCUACGACUAUGAUCAAAGUAUUUGUGAGAUUUCCUUGAACAAGGCUUUAAAACUAUAAUUAUGAUCAAUGUAUUUUGUGAGAAUAUCUUCAACGAGCCUGAAAACUAUAAUUAUGUUCAAUGUAUUUGUGAGAAAUUCUUCAACAAGACAGAAACCUAUAAAUAUGUUCAAUGUAUUUUGUGAGAUUUUCUUGAACAAGCCUGAAAACUAUAAUUAUGUUUAUGAUGUAUUUGUGAGUUUUUCUUGAACAAGCCUGAAAACUAUAAUUAUGUUCAAUGUUAGAUUUUCUUUAACGAGCUUGAAAACUAUAAUUUUGUUUAAAUGUAUUUUGUGAGAUUUCCUUGAACGAGCUUGAAAACUAUAAUUAUGUUUAAUGUAUUUUGUGAGAAUUUCUUAAACAAGCUUGAAAUCUAUAAUUAUGUUAACUGUAUUUGUGAGAAUUUCUUGAACAAGCUUGAAAACUAUAAUUAUGUUAAACUGUAUUUUGUGAAAAUUUCUUAAACAAGCUUGAAAUCUAUAAUUAUGUUAACUGUAUUUGUGAGAUUUUCUUGAACAAGCCUGAAACCUAUAAUUAUGUUAACUGUAUUUGUGAGAUUUUCUUGAACAAGCCUGAAACCUAUAAUUAUGUUAACUGUAUUUGUGAGAUUUUCUUGAACAAGCCUGAAACCUAUAAUUAUGUUAACUGUAUUUGUGAGAUUUUCUUGAACAAGCCUGAAACCUAUAAUUAUGUUAACUGUAUUUUGUGAGUUUUCUUGAACAAGCCUAAAAAUUAUAAUUACGAUUAAUUUAAUUUGUGGGUUUUUCUUCAACGAGCCUGAAAACAAUAAUAAUGUUUAUAAUGUAUUUGUGAGAUUUUCUUGAACAAGCCUAAAAAUUAUAAUUAUGUUUACUGUAUUUUUAAGAUUUCCUUGAACAAGUCUGAUUUUUUUCAACGAGCUUGAAAGCUAUAAUUAUGUUCAAUGCAUUUGUAAGAUUUUCUUCAACAAGCUUUACUAUUUAAUGAUGUUGAUGCCAACACUUUUGUUUUUCUUAUGUGUUUCUAUAUGACAUUUAUUUCUGUACUUAUACAUAAUUAACCAUAUUUAAUAUGACCCAUCAAUGUAGCUGAACUGAACAUGAAAAUAUAGAUUGUUUUUAUAAAAGACAAUUUAGCCAUCUUGAUGGAUAGCUGCAGUUUUACAUCCUCUGACUUGUGUUUGAAGCCCUAUUUGUUGUUUUGUUCAGAUUUAUUGUAUCUGUCAAUGUAAUCAAUUGUUUGAUUUUAAAUAAGUAUAGCAAUAAAAGAACUUCAAUGAGGACUAACUACCGGUAAUUUUGCUAAAAAUAAACCUUGUUUUAGAGGCACAAGGCAAAAGGCCCAAUCAACAAUGAACUAGAGACACAAACAUACAGUACUAACACUACAUACACAAAUACAAACACCAAAAACAAACCACACUCUAAUCAAAAUUGCUUUACCGAUAAAUGAUUGGAUUGCCGCCUUGGAACGGUCAGUGAACCGUGAGUCCACUGCAACACCAGUCUGCUGGGGGCUUAAACUAGUUAGCAUGGCUAUUUCUUGCAUACCGGACGUGUGUUUCUGGUCAUGUGCUGGAGUCACGCGCAACAACGCGCCACUUCUUAUUUCUUUUAUUGUAAGAUUUAUGAAAAGUAUAUUAUGCCAUUUCAAUUAAGGGCAAUCAAAUAAAUAUGUUAGCAAGACUUUUAAUUAAAAUUGAAAAUAAAUGUAAAAAACGCUAUUUUUAGUUAUUUAAAGUUACUGCGCUCUAUGACGUCAGUAAACAAUGUCGCACGCAUUUUUUGAUGUAAUUGUACAAAAGUUUGUUUUCUAUGUAAUUUUUCCACAAAUUGAUAAAUUUAGAUAUGCCAGCCUCGUUACAGGCUUACGCACGUGCCCUCGGGUCAGAUUUUUCUACCCGUACCAGAAGCACAUGAAAGAUACUUAUAAUCCACACACUUGUUCCAUCACUUAUCUUUAAUUACUAAUCAUAAUGCAGCCAUUAUAGUCUGCAUGCCAACCUUUAUACACUCAAUAACAACUAUAUUGCUGGAAUUUUGAUUAUGGAGCUAAUUGUGCCUUGUACAGUGAAGACUAAUGUAUACACUGCUUUCAUUAGAUAAAGAAGAUGAACCAAUAUCAGGGAGUUUGGUUAGUGGUCACCAAGCCGGACAAGUGGAUUUCCUUAGGCUACUCAGGUUUGCCCCUUAACACAAACCAGACUCUCGCAGAUAAUCGUGCCAACGAGAGUGAUUAAUAUAAUGUUGUAAUAACUUGUUUCACAAUCGUUGUAAAAAAGAUUGUUAUUGGUGCAAUUUGUCUUUUAAGUGAGAAAGCAUCGUGUUUGGUUUAAUAAAAACAUGAAAAUGGGGAGAACGUGAUAACUUUACAUUCCAAUUAUUUCUUUUCAAGUUGAAAAGGGCGAGAGUGGUCUAGUGGUGUCCGCCUCUCACCCAAGAGGUUGUGGUUUUGAUCCCCACCAGGGGUACUUUCUCAUGACCUCUCAAAAAGGAAACCGUACUGGUUACUGUCAAGGAAACGGACUCACGAGUGAUCUUGUCAGCUUUCAUCACUAUCAAGCUAAAAUUAAAAAAAUAUUCUGUUUGUUUAGGUAAUUUCAUAAGAUAUCACAUUUUUUGACACCAUUACCCGGUAUUUACUCACCAAAAAGCAAUGUUAAUUUAUACCCAAAAAUAAUCAAAGUGACUGUGAUUGUUUAUAUAUCUAUGCGAAUCAUGUUUGUUAUAGAACAUAAGGUAUAUUUUGGUGGUAUUUUGUAUAUAUUUUUGAUUAUAAUUUUUUUGUAUGUUGUACAUUUUAUAUGAACACUAAUUGUUUAAAGGGACUUGACCUUGACCUUGACCUUGAUUGUGUCAGGCAUUGAAUUAAAGUAAUUUUGUGUGAAAUAUAAAAAUAAUGAUAAAACAAAAUUUAUAAUAAGAACCAUUAUUUAAAAAUAUAGCAGAAAAUGCUCUACUUAACAAAAAAGCAUUAACAAAAAAUACUUUUGAAAAUGGAAUAGCUUUAGGCAUCGAUUUACAAAAAUCUGUACAAUUGAAUAUUUCCCGUUUCUGUUCGUGUUCCAUUCAUAAGAGUAAGCAAAAUAACUCAUAUUUGAACAAAGUUUGAAAAAAUUGUUGCAAAAAUGAAGUCUGUGUACAAGUCCCUUUAAGUUUUCUACCAAAUGAAUGGUAGUGAUAUGUUGAAAUGAACCUGUAUAUGAUGUUUGAUAAUGUUAACUUGUGGUAGGGGUUUUAAAUGUAUGGUAAGUUUGAUUACUUGCAAUAUUCAAUAAUCUACAUUGAUACACUUGAACGUGAUAAGACAUGCAGAGAUGUUCUUCUGUGCUUAAAUAAGCUUAUUUUUAAACAUGAUUAGUUGUUAUGCUUUGCUUAAAUGUAUGUUUAAACAUCAUUUAUUCUAGCCAUGUUUUUCGACACCACAAUUAAACAUGAUUAACUGUCUUUUUUGCCUUGCUUAAGUAUGUUUGAACAUGACUUUUUUUCUAGCUUUAUUUUCCACAUCACAAUAAAACGUGAUUAGUUGUUCAAACGUGAUUAGUUGUUUAAACGUGAUUAGUUGUUUGAAAGUUGUUUAAACGUGAUUAGUUUUUUAAACGUGAUUAGUUGUUUUGCUUUGCUUAAGUGUAUGUUUUAACAGAAUUUUUUUCCAAGCCAUGAUUUUUACAUCAUGUUUAAACAUUGGUUGUUUUGUUCUGCUUAUGGUAUAUGAAAUAAAAAAAAAAGCUUUUCAAUUUAUUAAUAACAUUGGCUGUUUUGGGGGUAUAAUAUAUAUAAAUAUAUGUAUGUUACAUAUUAUUUCGUUACACAUAAGCCCUUUCAAAUGAUAACAAAAUAACAUGGCUUCACCCAGGAUCCAUAAUGACAUAACUGUAUAUAGGGUACCUUAUAUGGUUAUCAUUUUACUUGGCUUUUUUCAUGAUUUGUUUGUUAUUUUAAAUAGUUGUGUAGCUUUAAUUUUGCUUAUACAUGUUAAAUCAUGGUUGUUAUGUAGCCUUUAUUACAUAUGAGAGCCUGAUUUGCCAUUCAACUGUGCUGUUACUGCUUGUGAUAUAACUUUUAGCUAGUGAAAGAAUAUUGAUAGCCUUUGUGUCCUUGGUAUGACACCAUCAUUUCAGAUCUUUAACCUUGGCCAUAACUGAGAAAAAAAAUGAAAUGUGUUCACACAAACCUUAGUUCUGUUUGCAAGAUACGACACACACGCACACACACACACACAUGUAUAAAGGCUCAUAACUCUUGCUUAAAGAUGCACUAUUACUCAUAAAUAAGAUUUACCAUAUUUAAUACAAUUGUAUUAAUUUGCCAAAAAAGAUUGAUAAAUGUCGAAAACAAUGGUUCUUAUGAAGGAUACAGUGUUUAAUUUAAAAUUAAUGUGCAGAAAACGUGGUAUUUCUAUCUUGUGAGAGGAUAGAAGAUCCUGGUAAAUCUUUUAGCAAUCACCAAUCAUUUUAUAAUUUGCGUUUUCAGCUAUUAAAUACACGGUUAUAAACGUUCUAUCAGUAAUUAAUAUUCUACAUAUAUAUGCAUUCUUUAGUAAGUAGUUAAAGGUUAUCACUCAAACUUUAUGUUUGUUGUACAUGUGUAUGUAUUGAUUUUGAAUAAGAGUGUCACUUUAAAUCAUUGUGAAGUAAUGCCUCUUUAUGGGCUUAUCAGUAGAAAAACACAGAUGAUUGCAAGGCAUAUAUAUAUUCAAUGAUAACAAUUCUAGAUUAGCAUAAGAGUAACUUGAAUUUGGAAAAUGUUUAUGUAUACUUUUGGUGUUGCUUUUAUGGACUUAUUUCUGUCAGUUUUGAGUUUGAAUGUUUUUUUUUUCGAAAAAAAGAUGUAUUUUAUUGUAAUUGCCUCAAUGUAUCAAUGUUUGCAUAGUUGUAAAUUAAAAAAAACUUGCCAAUAACUAAAGAAAAAAAAAGAAAGAUAUGCAAAUGAAACUAAGUUCAAAUAUUGCCAUAUACAAUACAUACAUGUACUGCAAGGCCCUUAACUGUAGAUUUAAUACGUCUAGAGGUGCUUGUAUGCCCCUUAGUGACUUUUAAAUAGCAGAGAAGCAGUCACUCUUGGCGCUACUGUUGAUUUGUACAAUCUAGACUGGAACUGUUAUGUAAGAAUCGUUACCUUUUUAUACAUUAAGAUAAUGAUGAUAUUUACUGUGAGCUGUGGCUCUGUCAGGGAAGUUAAUACAUGUAAGUGCCUAUGUGAUGAUUGGGGAGUUGCUUUAUCAAGGUUCAUAGGAGCGAUUUACUACCUAGGCUGGAGCAUUAUUAAAUUCUUAAAUCAACUCGCUCUCAGGAAUUUUGAUGAAACAACCACAACCACCCAUAUCCCCACCCCUACCCCUCUCCCAACCCUCUCUCCACCCCUAUCCAUCAUCAACCCUCUCCCCAAUAGUCUCACCCCCUUCCCUCCCCCACUCCUCUCCCCACACCUCACCCCACCUCUCUUCUCCACCCCUGAUGAAAUAGCGUCUGAAAAUAGUUUGGGCAAUUGUACAUUGAUAAACAACGAUAUUUUACGUUACAGUGUUUGCGAUACAAUGUAUAUACUGGUGUGUAUUGAUUCCAUGUAUCAUGAAGCAUGUUUUAUUAUUUUUGAUUGACACAAAUCUGCAACUUUAUAUCAUUGGUGAAUAAAUAUUAACAUUU